This is a messenger RNA of Cucurbitaria berberidis CBS 394.84, 1870 nucleotides long. RefSeq lists its product as uncharacterized. The coding region runs from base 466 to 1599 and encodes 377 amino acids. Lineage: Eukaryota; Fungi; Ascomycota; Dothideomycetes; Pleosporales; Cucurbitariaceae. The record is from RefSeq and is a predicted model, not a curated record. The transcript has 3 exons.
ACCUCAUACAUCAACCGUUCCGGCAAGCUCUCCUCAAUGCCUGGGGCUCUUUCGUCCCGGAAAGGCUGCCAUUACGCCCUCAUUCCAUAGUAUAGCGCCUGUGACCUCCCGCGGCCCAUGCACUCUCUCAGGCAAGCAGGUAUGGUAGGGUUGAGACGUUUAUGCCUUCAUCGUGGGUUUCAUGCCCAAGGAACCACGAGCCGCCUGACAAGGUUAUUCUUCGUCUUGUCAAUCGCCAAGGGAGUUAAAGACUAUGCGACAUCCACCCAAGUUAUCUGCUCCUCCAUCCUCAGUCGCUUACUCUUCCGUACUCGAGGUCUGCCUAUUGAGGGUUACGUUCCUUUCCUUCCUUCCUCUAAUUUCUCAUUCAGAUCACGUUGAACGUGUCUGCUUUUUUUCUAAUCUACCGCUAGUCGGAGUCCAUUCUUUUACAUACCUUACUUUCUUGUCCGCCACGCAAUCACCAUGCGUUUCUCCACAUUAGUCCCUCUACUGCUCGCAGCUGGUGUCGCCAACGCCCAGUUUGGAGGUAAAGGCAAAGGCAAUAACCAGAAUGGUAAAGGCAAAGGCAAUGGCGGAAAUGGAGGCAAUGGAAAAGGCAAAGGCAACAACAACAACAACAACAAUCAGGGCAACGGUGGAUUGGCUCUAGAUCCGGCAAAUGUCCAGACCGCCAGUCAGUCUGACGGAUUAGAUGGCGGCGCUGAGGCUGGACAAGCUGCCUCUGCUACGGACGCUGCCAAUUUCAUCAAUUUCUGUCAGGGCAAGACACUCACCAACGGUCUCCAAGUCAAGGGAGGUUCUUGCAAUGGAAUUGUCAUGGGAGACAUUCCUGCAACGAACAAAAUGGUGUCUGCCAUUUUCAUUGAGCCCAAGGACGGCGAUACCCUCCCAGCAGACCAAAAGCUGACUUUCUCCGUCAAAAUUGCCAACUUACAGGCUGGAUCCUUCACCAAUCCUGACAACACCUACUAUGCCGCUCCCCAGGCUCUACAAGGAGGCUCUGUCGUCGGACAUACCCACAUUUCGGUUCAGGAUAUGAACGGCAACAAAAAUCCUGCCAACGCUCUCAACGCCGAGACUUUCGCAUUCUUCAAGGGUAUCAACGACGCUGGUGAUGGCCAAGGUACUCUCUCAGCCGAUCUUGCCGAUGGCCUUCCGGCAGGCACCUACCGUGUAUGCUCAAUUACUUCUGCCGCCAACCAUCAGCCAGUGGUCAUGCCAGUUGCUCAACGUGGACCUCAGGAUGACUGUGUCAGAUUCGAAGUUACUGCUGGCGGUGGGGGUGGUAAAAACAACAACAACGGUAAAGGAAAAGGAAAAGACAACGGCAAAGGCAAAGAUAACGGCAAAGGAAAGGAUAACGGUAAAGGAAAGGCAGCUGGAGGCGGAAAGGGAAAGGAUAACGGAAAAGGAAAGGCAGCUGGAGGUGGAGGCGGAAAAGGAAAGGGAGGCGGAGGCGCAGGCGGAGGUGGAAAAGGCAAGGGCGCAGGCGGAGGAGGCUUUGGUCAAGGAGGAGGCUUCGGUGCCGGUGGCUUCGGUCGUGCACGCGGACGGCUCAACCGACCCAGAUUCGCUGUUCGCAACUUCGUUGCCUAGAAGCACUACCUUUGAGCACGAUCAACAGCGUGGGAUUUGGGCUUGAUCUCAAGCCACUUCAGGUGCGGCAUGUGGUAAUGGUACGUUUAUCUUUAGCAAUAGCAACGUCCGGACUGGUCAACAUAGAACGUACUUCUAUCCCUAGAGGGGUUUGGAAGGUCACUCUACGGAGCAUGAAGCGCAGGGCUUCAUUGGACUGGGUCUACGGGUACUAUUUUCCUUCUUCGGCGCUUGAGAUUAAACUUGACGAAAUGUAAAAUUAUUUUAUUGC